AUGAAGCCCUUUGGGUUUCCCAUACAUGGGGCCAUGGAUGGCUUCAGCUGGAAAAUAUUAUGGCUUGAGGUUACCAGGUCCAACAACUCACCAGAUAACACUGCCACUUACUUCUUAAGUACUGUAAAGGAAUUGAAAGGGUGCCCUAGACAGCUAAUUACAGAUCUUGGCACUGAAAGUGGAUUGGCAGCAUUAAUGCAGUCUUAUUUUCAUGAUGAUGCUGAUGCCGACAGUUAUAUCUCAUCACCUAGAAACCGAAGAAUUGAAUUGGGUGGUGGUCAUUUUAUUCAUGGAGCAGGUCAACAUGGUGGCGCAAUUUUUUCCAAGAUUUGGAACUUGAGGGUGUCUUGUACUCUUCUUCUGAAUUAAGUAUGGAAUGUUUGUGGAACUGUUUUGCACCAGUUAUCCAGAAAGACCCUGACAUUGUUAAAGAACACUGGAACAGCCACAGAAUUAGGUAG
Molecule: messenger RNA, 461 nt
Organism: Pocillopora meandrina
Lineage: Eukaryota; Metazoa; Cnidaria; Anthozoa; Scleractinia; Pocilloporidae
Source: the annotation of a GenBank genome assembly